GAGCGGCCCCGCUGGCCCUGCUGGGGCCGCGGCUGGGGCACAGUGUCCGGCUCUGGGCUGCUCAGUGCAAGAGAGACAAGGAGUGCCGGAGAGGGUGCAGCCGCGGCCACAAAGAAAGGGCCUGGAGCAGCUCUUUUCAUCAGGAGAGGCUGCGGGAGCUGGGCCUGUUCAGUCUGGAGGAGAUUGGGAGGGAAUCUCAUGAAUGCAUGGAAAUACCUCAAAGGCGGGUGCCAAGAGGAUGGUGCCAGGCACUUCUCAGUGGCUCUCAGUGACAGGACGAGGAGUAAUGGCCAUAAACUAAAGCAUAAGAAUGCCAGUAGUGCUGACAGGACUGGAACUGGGCACUUGCACCACCAAAUGGACAACAGAUUACUUGAGCCAAGCUGAAGGAUCUAAAGAAGUAAAGAUUCAUGUUUCUGCAGUGCCACAGAUGGAUUUCCUCAGUAAGAACUUUGUGUAUAGAACUCUGCCUUUUGAUGUAUUUGUACGAAGAGCAGCUGAAGUCAAGCACAAGGAGUACUUUCUUAGUGAGGAUGAAAAGUACUAUUUGCGAUCAGUGGGUGAAGAUGUUAGGAAGGAUAUUGCAGAUAUCAGGAAGCAGUUUCCUAUUUUAGCAGAAGAUGUUCAUAUUCCAGAGUAUUUUGAGAAGGAACAGUUUUUCUCUAGCGUCUUCCGCAUCAGCUCAGCUGGAUUACAGUUAUGGACACAUUAUGAUGUGAUGGACAACUUCUUAAUCCAAGUCACAGGGAAAAAACGAGUUGUUUUGUACAGUCCUCGAGAUGCACCGUAUUUAUAUUUAUCAGGUACUAAAUCAGAGGUGCUGGAUGUGGAUAACCCAGACUUGCAGAAAUACCCCCUUUUUGUGAAAGCCAAGCGCUAUCAAUGUGUUUUGGAAGCAGGAGAUGUGUUAUUUAUUCCAGCUUUGUGGUUCCAUAAUGUACUUUCUGAGGAAUUUGGAGUAGCACUGAAUGUCUUUUGGAAGCACCUUCCUGCUGAGUCCUAUGAUAAGACGGAUACUUAUGGUAAUAAAGAUCCCAUGGCAGCCUCUAGAGCUAUUCAGAUCUUGGACAGAGCCUUGAAAACACUUGAAGAGCUACCUGAGGAAUACAGGGAUUUUUAUGCUCGGAGAAUGGUGUUACGUAUCCAGGAAAAAGCCUAUAGGAAUGAUUAUGGAUAAAGUAACACUUUCAGCAAGGUCCCUUGCAUGUAGAAAAUUGUAUGUUAGUAUGGUAUGGAAACUGUCCAUAUGUACUUACAUGCACUUUCUGUGAGACCAAUAAUCUGUCAAUAAACAUUCAUCUAUAACAAAGUU
Messenger RNA from Catharus ustulatus (Swainson's thrush), 1312 nucleotides. It is a transcript of the gene TYW5, whose product is annotated as tRNA-yW synthesizing protein 5. Gene Ontology annotation, biological process: wybutosine biosynthetic process. Gene Ontology annotation, molecular function: 2-oxoglutarate-dependent dioxygenase activity; tRNA binding. NCBI's taxonomy places the organism in Eukaryota, Metazoa, Chordata, Aves, Passeriformes, Turdidae. The record is from RefSeq and is a predicted model, not a curated record. The transcript has 8 exons. Bases 311 to 1177 code for a protein of 288 amino acids.